GGCCACAAUCAAAUGUACAGAGAAGUGAAGAAAACUGAGAACACUUCAACUACAUGCAUUAAUGUUGUCCUCCGUACUUGACAGUAUAAAAGCUACUGCAACCCAUUGCUAAUAUUAACAAUUAGCAAACCUCCUUUUCCUUGUACGUACUGGUAUUUGUUUCCUUUUAUUCUAAAAUAGAAGAUGGGGAGGUUUUCUAAGUACUGUGGUGUGUUUGGUGUGAUGUUGGUGUUGUUAGUGAUAACUGCAGGGACAACAGAAUGUAGGAAAAUUGAAAAAGACACAUUUUCUGAUGGCAUAGGAGGUGGCUUGGGUGGUGGAGGAGGUGGUGGUGUUGGUGGUGGAGGAGGCGUUGGAGGUGAUGGAGGUGUUGGUGGAGGAUUUGGAAAGGGUGGUGGUGUUGGAGGAGGAGUUGGCGGAGGUGGUGGUGCUGGAGGAGGAGUUGGUGGUGGCUUUGGGGGUGGAAAAGGUGGUGGCGUAGGAGUUGGGCAUGGUGGGGGAGUUGGGGGUGGUGCUGGAGGAGGGUUUGGUGGUGGAGUGGGAGGUGGUGCUGGCCAUGGUGGUGGUGUUGGUGGGGGUGCUGGUGGUGGCAUUGGAGGUGGAGGUGGUGCUGGUGGGGGUGCAGGUGGUGGCAUUGGGGGAGGAAAGGGUGGUGGUGUUGGAAUUGGAGGUGGGUCUGGUGGUGGAGUUGGUGGAGGUGCAGGUGGUGGCGUUGGAGGUGGAGGUGGUGGUGGUGGCGGUGCAGGUGGUGGCAUUGGGGGAGGAAAGGGCGGUGGUGUAGGAAUUGGAGGUGGGUCCGGUGGUGGAGUUGGUGGAGGUGCAGGUGGUGGCAUUGGAGGUGGAGGUGGUGCAGGUGGAGGCAUUGGGGGUGGAAAAGGAGGUGGUGUAGGAAUUGGAGGUGGGUCAGGUGGUGGUGUUGGAGGGGGUGCAGGUGGUGGUGUAGGAGGAGGUGUAGGAGGAGGUGCUGGUGGAGGUGUGGGUGGGGGAGCUGGUGGUGGUGCUGGAGGAGGGGUUGGUGGUGGAGGUGGUGCAGGUGGAGGUGCGGGUGCCGGUGGUGGUGUUGGCGGUGGCUUUGGUGGUGGUGCUGGAGGGGGCAUUGGUGGUGGAUUUUAAACCAAAAGUUAAAAUAUAUAGCUUGUAAUGCAAUGUAAUACCAUGCUCCUGCAUGGUUAGUGGUUAAAACAAAUGGAAUAAACAAAAGAGCAGGUGCUUUUUAAAUGGUU
Quercus lobata is the source of this 1223-nucleotide messenger RNA. Its product is annotated as glycine-rich cell wall structural protein-like. The coding region runs from base 184 to 1113 and encodes 309 amino acids. NCBI's taxonomy places the organism in Eukaryota, Viridiplantae, Streptophyta, Magnoliopsida, Fagales, Fagaceae. The record is from RefSeq and is a predicted model, not a curated record. The transcript is spliced from 2 exons.